Symbiodinium sp. CCMP2456 is the source of this 1245-nucleotide messenger RNA. NCBI's taxonomy places the organism in Eukaryota, Dinophyceae, Suessiales, Symbiodiniaceae. The record is from the annotation of a GenBank genome assembly.
AUGCUGUUUGCUCGCUGUCUUGCUGAACUCCCGAGCGAGAGCUGCAAAGUAUGCCCCGGCCGCAGUUUGCGCUGCCGCGGCCGUGGUUGCAGCUGGGCUGGAGGAGGCCCUGAACGAGGUCCAGCUGCCGUUCCCGGAACGGCGCUGCGGCUCGUCUCCGCAGGAGGCUUCGCGGCGAUUGCAAGCACAACCCGGCGGCGAGCGGCGCUGCGACAUUGCCGAACCGCUUGCAAAGGAGAUGCGACUUCGGACGUGCGAGUGGUGACUUACAAUGUGCUGUCGCCGACACUCUGCUCCGCAAGGCGAUUCCCACACUGCAAAGAACAGGACCUCUUGGAAUCCGUCAGAUGGCCGCGGCUGGUUACGCAGCUGGAUGCCGCACUAGCAGAGACGACUCCAACAGUCUUUUGCUUGCAAGAGGUGGACGAGCUUUGGGCCAGCAAGCUGCACGCGCACUUCCAGCGACGGGGCUGGCACUUUGCAUAUGCCAUGACACCAUUGACGUAUUUUCCACCAAUUGGGGUGGCUUUGGCCUUCCCAGGGGAUCUCGAGCUGGAGGAACUGCUGAUGGUUCGGCCUGCAGCACAGCUGAAACUAGCACCACCGCGCUCCCCCAGUACACGCUGGCAGCGGUUCAAGGACUGGAUCCUUGACCACACGGUGCGGAACCACACAGACUCAGACGAGGGUGCGGCCUGGACACUCGCAGCUCGGAAACAGAACCGGCUGCUGGCAGCCAAGCUGAAGGUGAAGUCCGGAUCCAGUUUCGUCGUUGCCACGUACCACAUGCCAUGCUUAUUCGACGAACCUCUGCAAAGGCAAGCAAAGGCCAUCCAUGCUGCGCUCUUGCGCGAGGCCCUGAUGCUGCACUUCCCGGAGGAGCAGUCGCUGGUCUUGGCCGGAGACUUCAACACAAAGCCUGAGGACUCAGAACUUCAAGUUCUGACGGAAGGAGCGCUUUCGGAGUCGGAUGUGGCAUGGCCAACGGCGCUGACCGACCAGGGCCUUGACUUUGCACAAUGGGAGGCUGGGUCUCUGCAGCUGCGCAGCGCCUACGCGCAGCAGGGCGGCGAGCUGGAGUACACCAACUACGCCUGGAUUGAGGAGAGUCGAGUCCUCGGGGGCGCAUGGAAAUGGUCGCCAAAACGAACAUUUCUUUCUAUCCGACUACACCAUUUUAGUGGGAUUCUUCGUGAAGUGGUGCCCUACCGUUGGCUGAACAUCAGAGGAGAUACCGCAAGCUGA